CCGCCUUCACCGAAGCGGAUGAAAACAAACACUAACGAUGGCGGCGCCGGGAAGCGACCGGCUGCUGCGUUUAAGACAGGAGUGAUCGUUUGAACUGUAAGCGGAUCCUUGGGUUCGCGUCGACGUGAGUGGGACAAUUCGCGCAGUCCUGGGAGCGAAACACCAGGAUCUGUCAACCAGGAGCCUCCUGAGGCUUGAGGUAUCUAUCUGCGACCCGUGCUGUCACUGCAGCCCCGGAGCGCGGAGCCCUCAGGCAGGAGGCGCAGCUGGCCGGUCCCAGGCCCCAGCCUCCGUAAUGAGAGUCCCGAGUCACUCUCUGUGUCGCAACUUCGCAGGUGAGGGUGACUGUUGACUAGUGAAAAAAGGGACCCAAGGUUCACGACUAUUACUGGCCGUGGAAGGACCUCUGGAAAUCUGCGAUCCAUUCUCAUUAAAUAAAUCACUGGAUUCCUAUAGGCAAUGGAAACUGAUCUCAAUUCCCAGGACAGAAAGGACUUGGACAAGUUCAUUAAAUUUUUUGCCCUCAAGACUGUCCAAGUGAUCGUCCAGGCUCGACUUGGUGAGAAGAUUUGUACGCAUUCAUCUUCCUCCCCAACAGGUUCAGAUUGGUUCAAUUUGGCAAUCAAAGACAUCCCCGAGGUUACACAUGAAGCUAAGAAGGCACUGGCAGGGCAGCUCCCUGCUGUCGGGAGGUCUAUGUGUGUGGAGAUCUCUCUCAAGACUUCUGAGGGAGAUUCCAUGGAGCUAGAGAUUUGGUGUCUUGAAAUGAAUGAAAAGUGUGAUAAAGAAAUUAAAGUUUCCUACACGGUGUACAACAGACUGUCAUUGCUGCUGAAGUCCCUCCUUGCUAUAACUAGAGUGACCCCAGCCUAUAGACUCUCCAGAAAACAGGGGCACGAAUAUGUCAUAUUGUACAGGAUAUAUUUUGGGGAAGUUCAGCUAAACGGCUUAGGAGAAGGUUUCCAGACAGUUCGUGUUGGAACAGUGGGCACACCGGUGGGCACCAUCACUCUUUCUUGUGCUUACAGAAUUAACUUGGCAUUCAUGUCCACCAGGCAGUUUGAGAGGACCCCACCUAUCAUGGGCAUUAUCAUUGAUCAUUUUGUGGAUCGUCCCUACCCCAGCUCCUCACCCAUGCAUCCCUGCAAUUACAGAACUGCUGGUGAGGACACUGGAGUAACUUACCCUUCUGUGGAAGACUCUCAAGAAGUGUGUACCACCUCUUUUUCCACCUCUCCGCCAUCACAGUGUGUGUUUACUGUCACAAAGGCACAUUUUCAGACCCCUACUCCUGUGGUGACGGACACCCUGAGGGUCCCCAUGGCAGGACUGGCCUUUUCCCAUCAACUCUCAAGCUCUCGCCUUUCCUAUCAGCCUGCUGCCCUGGGCGUUGGAUCAGCUGACCUGGCUUAUCCAGUAGUGUUUGCUGCUGGCCUAAAUGCCACCCACCCUCACCAGCUAAUGGUUCCUGGGAAGGAAGGUGGGGUACCCCUUGCUCCCAACCAGCCUGCCCACGGUGCCCAGGCUGACCAAGAGAGACUGGCAACCUACACCCCUUCCGAUGGGGCCCAUUGUGCUGCCACACCUUCCAGCAGCGAGGACACGGAAACUGUAUCAAACAGCAGCGAGGGACGCGCCUCCCCCCAUGAUGUCUUGGAGACCAUCUUUGUCCGAAAAGUAGGGGCUUUUGUCAACAAACCCAUCAACCAGGUGACCCUGACCAGUUUGGAUGUACCGUUUGCCAUGUUCGCUCCCAAGAAUUUGGAGCUGGAGGAUGCAGAUCCCAUGGUGAAUCCACCCGACUCCCCAGAGACUGACUCUCCUCUCCAGGGGAGCCUGCACUCCAAUGGCUCCAGCAGGGGCAGCAAUGGCAGUUCUCAUGAUGAUUUCGUCAUGAUUGACUUGAAACCGGCUUUUUCUAAAGACGACAUUCUUCCAAUGGACUUGGGGACCUUCUAUCGUGAAUUUCAGAACCCUCCUCAACUGAGCAGUCUCUCGAUAGAUAUCGGCGCACAGUCCAUGGCUGAGGACUUGGACUCACUACCAGAGAAACUGGCUGUGCACGAGAAGAAUGUCCGAGAAUUUGAUGCCUUUGUAGAAACCCUGCAGUAAAGUUGGUGUCCUCCAGUACCAGCAGCAUCCCCUUUUUGUGAUCCCGGGAGACAGCCUCCCUCUCAUCAGCUGCUUCCAUCCCUCAUCCUGCUCCCAGCUGGGUGGAAGGGAGACUGGUUUCCCCCAUGGGGACCUAGAAGUCCCGCUCUUGCACCUCCUGGAGACUCCAUGACCGCAGCCAAGCCCAGUAGCACCUGAGAGAACUCACCCUCUGGCCUUGGAGACGGGAAGCCCCUUUGUAACAAAAGGGCCCUCAGCCAGGCCAUCUGCUUCCAGCGCCAUCAUCAGCUGCUCCACAUGGGCUGUCAUCGCUCGUCCUGCUGCCAGCCUCCUGGCCGGGUCUGCCUUACCACCGGCCCCUCUCUUGCCUGCCAUACCAUCAACCACGCGACAUUCCAGCUGGUGGCCAGAGGCACGGAGGCAGAAAGAGGAAGGAGACCAUGCUGGAAGGAGGAAGGAAGGCUCUCUGUGUCGUCUCCAACUUUAGCUCUGGUAUCUUCUUUCCUCUCUCUGCGCCUGUGUCUGCAUCUUUGGCAGUGUGACAGGCCUCCUGCCCUAGGUGACGAGAACUCCACAGUCGGCCGUUCCCACCUGUGAUGGUUGUCAGCCCGUCCCUUGACAGAGGGCCGUGCGGCCCUGGUGGCUGCCUGUGCUCAGCUCCUCAGCCACGCGCAGCAGAAUCCUGUGUUGUUGGGAGUCACAGCAUAUCUUCUUUUUCCUCUCUCCUCCUAUUGCUGCUCCUUGGUUCUAGAACAAGUAAAUAUUUAUUACUUUCAGAGAAAUCAGAUAUUUUAUAGAGAAAAUAUGUUUGAGGCUAGCUGUUUUUCAUUUGGGGAAGGUGGAGGGCCUCUUCCUGGGGCGGCGCCUCCUCCAGUGGAGGUUCGUCAGGUUCCGGGUUGCUGCUCUGAGGAGCUUCCUUCCCAUAUGUAUAAGGCGUUGUCCAAGAAUGGGCUGGCUGAGGGCAACAGAACCACCCAGGCCACUGCGUUUGAACUGACAACAGGCUUUACCUUGGACACCUAUAUAUUCUUGGUGAGAACCUUGAAUCUUCAGCUUCUGCCAAGUGAUCGACUCUGUUCUGGCAGCCCGGGAAGUCCUGGGUGCUAAAUGUGACGCCUCCCCAGAGUAGUGCACAGUGUCCCCCCCAACUCACCUGGAGAGGCCAGACUGGCUCCGCCUCUGGGGCACCUGUUCUGUUUCUCCAGGCUGGGUUAUGGGCUGUUUCCUUCUUCAGCCUGCACCCGCCACCACCGUCCCUCACUCCCAGCUCUGUCCCCUGCCCUGAGGUUUACUGGUCGGAUUGGUUCCUUAUUGAGAAACCAGAGCUGGGCCUACGCUGACUUAGUCUCCAGGUCUUGUACUUGAAUAAGUCAAGUGCCUAGCCUCCCCACCGAUCGUCAGCCCCUCUCCAGGGGACUACCUACAUGGUAGUCCUGCCAAGGCACAUGAGGCCCGCCUGCCCAUCUCUCCUGGCCCAUGGGGCACUCCUUGGCAGCAGCUGGUCUUGAGUAGAGCAGGCGGCCCCAGCUGCUUGUUAAUAAACUGCAUGUGACACUGUUCCCACCUACAAGGCUGACCCAGGGGCGGGAUCGGGCGCAGAUGCUGGCUCAGCCGCCUGUGCAUGCCUUCUGCUGUCACAAAGAAAUGUUCCCAGCAGUGGUGUCCAAAUGGCCUCCUCCUUCUAGUUUUGGGCCGGAGCAUACCCAUGGCCUGCAAAACCAAUCCAAACUUAGCCCCAAGGCCCCGGGUAGGUUGCUGAUCGACUGCCCCCCAAUCUCUCAGCCACUGCCCUCCUUCCAAGGCCUUGCAUGGAAAGGCUUGUUAGCCAUUGUCCAAAACAGUUCUCCUUGACCCCUACCUGUUGGCCCCUGCAGGCCGCAGCCUUUCUCAGGACCCCGCCAGUGAAAGGACAAGGGAGGCUGAGCCCUGACUUUGAGCUGAGCCUGGGAGGAGCAGAGCAACUGUCAAGGCCAGCCCUGCCCCUCAACCCUUACAAUAAAAGGUGUGAGGCCUAGACUGACUCCUGCAGCACCCCCGGACAGGGCUGGGGCCAGCCUUCUGUCUCCAGAUGGCAGAGUCCCCUGUCCUCCAGCCUACCUUGUUUGGAAAUAUUGAGCUAUACUUUACAAUGUAUUAAGAGAUUUCCAAUAAAUUUUUUCUGUACUUUACAGCUUUCUGUCCUGCAAGUUGUCUAAUACCCUGG
Messenger RNA from Talpa occidentalis (Iberian mole), 4315 nucleotides. RefSeq names its product autophagy related 13 (gene ATG13). The coding region runs from base 460 to 2112 and encodes 550 amino acids. NCBI's taxonomy places the organism in Eukaryota, Metazoa, Chordata, Mammalia, Eulipotyphla, Talpidae. The transcript is spliced from 19 exons. The record is from RefSeq and is a predicted model, not a curated record. Gene Ontology annotation, cellular component: phagophore assembly site; extrinsic component of membrane; cytosol. Gene Ontology annotation, biological process: autophagosome assembly; piecemeal microautophagy of the nucleus; mitophagy.